AUGAAUGCUGAGUCUGUCAUCCAAGUGAAGAGAAGAAUUAUCCAGGUUGACCAGAUGUAUGAUUUAAGUGGGAAUCUUGCUGUGGCUCAGCACUUGCAAAAGCUGGAAACACAGCUGGAUUGUCUUUCUGCAUUAUACAGUGUGCGUGAAGAAGAUGAACGACAAACGCAACGUUACGCGGAUCCAUCAUACCUUUGGCCUAUUCUGGGUAAAACCGUUGUGGUAAUGCCUGUAGUUUGUUGUGGGCAAGUGCGAAGAGCUAAAAUAAUGUUGAUGUUUCAAGAUGAUUGGACACCUCGCAUUCAACGUAGAAUACUGGAGUCGUCUAAUGUUAAUGCUGUUCGCGCACUUUUCUUCAAACUAUCGAUCUCUAUUUCUACUUUGUGUGAACGACUCGGAAAUAAAGAAAGGAAAAAUCUGAUUGGUCGUGCCUAUUCCUACCAUCUGGAGCGGCAGUUACGUGCUAUUCUGCAGACGAUCCCGAAUAAAUUAUUUUCGGUCCUGAAGAACACUUUAUGUCCUGCUCUGCAGCGGCAAUGGGAACCAGUCCUGGAUAAAAGUGCUGCAAGGGAGAUGGCAGAUUUUGAUGACAACUUUCGCCUAGCGGAAUCGACAUACACCAUCUCUAACCUGAGCCUUGGUGUUUCCAGAAUGGCCCUCAAGAAAGUGGGCGUAAUCAGCAUCAACCCAAAAGAGCUGCUUGAAGAAGGGAUUCGUCGUGAACUAGCUUUAGAACUUCCUUCUUUGCUAACGAUCUUGGACAAAAAUCCAUCUCUCGAAGACGUGCUCAAGAUUCUUUCACUGAAUCUUCAUCCAUUUCACCGUGCAUUCAUUUAUAUGUGCGAACAUGUAGAUAUCAACGGACAUGAUAUGUGGCGCGAGGAGGUUGAUGCUGUCUUGCGACGAACAGCUAAGGAUUUAAUGGAAAGAGGACUAACGCCGCAAACGAGUGGAAAGAACGCGACCGCGGUUCCUGCUCUAUCUCUAAAUUUUCAAUUUGAUGUUGAAGCAUUCAGAUCCAUAUUCCAACCAUUAUAUGGAAAGCAGUAUGACAUGGCGCGAUGUCAAAACGAAAAAGGAUGUGCUUUCUUCGAAAACAAUCGAUCAAUGCAAAUUUUCUCCAGAAAUGGAUUCCCUCUGCUGCAAUUAACUCGUUGCGAGCUGUGUUGUCUCACGACAUUCAAAAUAGUAUUAAUGAUUGGACAGCUACUUCUCCUUCUUAUUAUGUUGUGCCAGUCGAAGAAGCAACACUGCCAACUUCAUGCGGCACCUUUGUUCUCAGUCCUGUCUGCUUGUGAUAAGUAUCUAGUCUCGUCACCAGAUGAUGUUCCCAUCGACGUGGCUCCUCUAGUCAAUUUACUGAGAGAUUGCGGUUUGUGCACUCCAUCAUUGGCAUUGUACAAAACAAGAGCGACAGUGCCAUCCAAUGCUGUGGUGUAUUUGCUGCUAACCUUGUUCGUCACAAUGCACAAAUUAAAUGGUACCCGCAAAGAUGCUAUUUGUGAACGAACCUUCACUGCGGGGUUGUUCUGCCUUCUACAUCAGAUCAACGGUCUAGAAGAGUUUGUGAAGAUCACCGAGCUCUUCGCCGAUUCCCUCGUUCCUGCAAAAGGCUCCAAUGACAGACAAUUACUUUUAUCGUUUUCUAAUAGUGUAGUUACGUUUUCAUAA
Messenger RNA from Cooperia oncophora, 1671 nucleotides. Lineage: Eukaryota; Metazoa; Nematoda; Chromadorea; Rhabditida; Trichostrongylidae. The record is from the annotation of a GenBank genome assembly.